Messenger RNA from Symbiodinium necroappetens, 939 nucleotides. The record is from the annotation of a GenBank genome assembly. Lineage: Eukaryota; Dinophyceae; Suessiales; Symbiodiniaceae.
AUGUCGCUCUGCUUGUGGGUUCUUGCAGCCUUGUGCCCAUUGCUCGGAGUCCACGGACAAAGCCUGCGUGGGACCUUGCACAAAUCUGCGGCUGAUCCGGAAGGGACAGCCACAGUUUUCGACCCGACAAAUGAAUCGUGGGCCGUGCAGAACCUAAUCUCUUGCCGCUAUGGCGUGCUCUGCCACGGCACGGAGAUUUUGAGGGAUGGCAAGCGCACGUGUGAGGGCACACUUGUGUGCCGGACGGAAGGCACUCAAAAUGCAAGCUGGGGAGGGAGCAAUGGUGCCUCGGAGAUAAAAGACGGGGCCAACACCACGAGUGCAGUUGCAAACCUUUUGGUGUGCCGCUACGGCUCUUACUGUCGAGGUGGCUGGUGGUACCACUAUGGGCGCAGGGAGUGCAGGGGCGGAAUCGUUUGUCGACAUGGCCCAUACUAUGCCAGCUCUGAGACCAGCGCACUGCUCAGCAAAGAUGCCGAGGCCGGUGACGGCGAACACAGCUCAAUGGUGGCACUGAGUCCUGUGGAGCCCACGUAUGAUCCUGUGAACGAGUCGCAUGGCUUCAGCAACUUGAUUUCAUGCCGCUUCGGAGUUGUUUGCCGCGGCACGUGGUUGUGGAUCAAUGGUGUCCGCAAGUGCAGUGGAGCUCUCGUGUGCAAGUCCGGCUUCAAGGAGAUCAUGAACGUUGGUUCAGAGGUCGACGCCUCCGACGCUGCAUCAAACUUCACCACAAUGAUGCAGGACAGCAGCAACACCACGAGUGCAGUUGCAAACCUUUUGGUGUGCCGCUACGGCUCUUACUGUCGAGGUGGCUGGUGGUACCACUAUGGGCGCAGGGAGUGCAGGGGCGGAAUCGUUUGUCGACAUGGCCCAUACUAUGCCAGCAAGGAGGAAAGCCGCCUGAGCAGGUCAGCCAGUCCGGGGUCCGUCAGGCGAUAG